This is a messenger RNA of Microthlaspi erraticum, 258 nucleotides long. Lineage: Eukaryota; Viridiplantae; Streptophyta; Magnoliopsida; Brassicales; Brassicaceae. The record is from the annotation of a GenBank genome assembly.
AUGUACAGAUCAUCAAAGGCAAAGCGAGCAUAUGAUCCAGUUGAUUACGAAUCGAUUGAUAAAACAGAGUUUUGGAUUGUUGGAGAAGAAGGAGAAGCUGAACUUGAUUAUGAUGAGUUAGAAAGUGCACUUCUUGAAGAACAUCCUAAGAAUGGCGAAGAAUCAAACUCUAAUACUCCUAAUGGUAACGAGGAUGAGAGUUUAUCUCAGGAAAAAGAAUGGGAUGGUGCUUUAAAUGAGUUCGACUUAGAUUCUUAA